Molecule: messenger RNA, 2103 nt
Organism: Syzygium oleosum
Lineage: Eukaryota; Viridiplantae; Streptophyta; Magnoliopsida; Myrtales; Myrtaceae
Product: calcium-transporting ATPase 12, plasma membrane-type-like
Exons: 5
Coding region: 538-2103 (521 amino acids)
Cellular component (GO): intracellular membrane-bounded organelle
Molecular function (GO): P-type calcium transporter activity
Source: RefSeq, a predicted model, not a curated record
GAUGGGAAAGUAAGCAGAUGGUUGAAAAGACAUGCAAAAUUGGACCGAGGAUGAAGCGGUUCGGUUUUAGUGAACCGAGCGAUGCCGUGUUAGUAAGAACAUUCCGAGAAAAGUUACAAGCGUUUCCCCUCAACUUAAACGCGCUUCCCAGUCUGCAACCCUCAUUCAUCUCUCUAUAAGAAGGGGCGCACGGUGAGCUCCAUUGCUGCAUUACGAGUUCUUUGCUCAUAUUCUCAUCUGCUACUUCCCACCGUUUCUUCUUUUGCUAGUGUUGUUCAUACACAUUUACUUCUUUUGCAUUCAUCAAGCAGAGUAACGUGAAACUCCGUUCAGAGAUGUCACAGAAGAGCUUUGCCGACGACCCGUGAUCCAUCAUCUUUAUAAGAAGGGGCGCACAGCGAGCUCCAUUGCUGUAUAACUAGUCUCAUAUUCUCAUCUGCUACUUCCCACCGUUUCUUCUUUUGCUAGUGUUGUUCAUGCGCAUCUACUUCUUUUCGAUUCAUAAAACAGUGGAUCAACGUGAAACGCCAUCCAGAGAUGUCACAGAAGAGCUUUGCAGAUGAGCCGGAUAUCGAGUCUCAGCAAGAGAACCUCCUCGUCAAUACUGGUGGAGCCCCGAGGAGACGGUGGCAACGGGUCUUCUUGGUCCUGAAGACAAGUUCAAUUCUCAUUUCGACAACAAAAAACACUGCGAUUAAGGCAUGUGCGGUUAACGAUCAAGAUGUCGAGUCGCAGCAACCGACUCUCCUCAAUACUGGCAAAACCCUGAGGAGACGGUGGCAUUUGGUCUACUUGGUUGUCAAGACUCUCCGGGUCAUCGUUUCGACAGCAAAUAAUGCUGUGGCGGAGACACAACUUGAAAGCACAGAAUUACCGAAUACUGGGGAACCAGAGCCAACACAUGAAUUGUUCAUCAAUUCUGGGCACAACAAUCAUGAAAAUAUUGCUAGGAUGAUAAUGGAAAAGGAUUUGACUAGCUUACAAGAAUUUGGAGGUGUCCAAGGGGUAGCAGGGGCUCUCAACAGUGAUAUGGUCAAUGGAAUUCCAGGUCAUGAGGAGGACCUCCAUCACCGACGCACCGCAAUCCUUAAACCCAAAUCGGAGGCUCAUAACAGAAACUUCAUCCACUUCCUCAGGAAAUCUUGCAAUAGCAGCACCAUUUUCCUCCUCCUGAUUUUGGCCAUUCUGUCAUUUGCCUUUGGGAUCAAGGAGAAAGGGCUGAGAACAGGCUGGUAUGAAGGGGCUCUUACACUAGGUGCUGUGAUUCUGAUCGUGAUAGUCUAUUCAAUUUGUGAAUUUCGGAAUGAAAGUUCACGUCAGCUGUCAAGAAACCAGCUUUGGCAAAAUGGGGAACUGAAAGUUCAUGUUUUAAGAGGGGGAUGCCGUCAAACCAUUUGCAUCUCCGAUGUCCUCUUGGGAGACAUUGUGCUAUUAGAGAAGGGAGACCAAGUUCCUGCCGAUGGUUUGCUCAUACACACUGUAUCCUUGGAAGUGAAUGACAAAGCUGAUCCCAUCAUCAAUGAUCAGAAUCCAUUCUUGUUUUAUGGUUCCAAAGUAACUGAUGGUACUGGAAAAAUGCUGGUGACCUCAGUUGGUGCCGAGACAAAGUUGGUCAAUAUGUUGAGCAAAGCUCCACCAUCAAAAAAGACAACAGUAGAGGAGCAACUCAACAAGCUCAGCACUUCGAUACAAAUAAUCAGUAUUGUCAUCUCAAUAAUCAUCAUUGCGGUGUUGUUUUUGCGGUUCAAGCUCAAGAAGAAGUAUGAUAACUCGGGGCCGCCAGAUUUCCCAGGGAAGUCACAUCCUCUGAAGGGAUUAAAUGAAGCUAUAAAGAGAAUUUUCCUGAGACCACGAGGGAUGUUAAAUACGUUGACCUCUUCAUUUACUUUGCUACUAGUUGGAAUAGCCGAAGGACUACCAUUAGCAAUCACUAUUGCCAUCACUUGCUGGAACAAGAGGAUGCUGGGUGACAAGACCUUUGCUCAAGAACCAUCGAUUGCUGUCACCAUGGCAUCAGUCACCAUUAUUUGCACCGACAAACUGGGGGGACUAACAUUGACCCCACAAGAAGUUGAAAGAGAACAGUCGAACCCCAGUGGAUGA